GGCCGCCUCUCGCUCUUGCGCCGCCCGGACUCGCCGCUGCAACGCCGCCGCCGCCCCGGAGUUUCCUUUCAAGAUGUCGACUGUCCACGAAAUAUUAAGCAAGCUGACCCUAGAGGGGGAUCAUGCUGUUGCUCCGAGCGCCUAUGCCACCAUCAGGUCAUAUCCGAACUUCGAUGCGGAUAGAGACGCUAUGGCCAUAGAAACAGCUAUCAAGACCAAAGGCGUGGAUGAGCCCACCAUCGUCAACAUUUUGACAAACCGCUCCAAUGAGCAGCGGCAAGACAUCGCCUUCGCCUUCCAGAGGAGAACUAAGAAGGAGCUGCCUGCGGCCUUGAAAUCGGCCCUUUCUGGUCACCUGGAGGCUGUUAUUCUGGGCCUCUUGAAAACGCCAGCCCAGUAUGAUGCCUCUGAAUUGAAAGGUUCCAUGAAGGGACUGGGGACGGACGAAGAGACGCUGAUUGAGAUAAUCUGCUCACGGACCAACCAGGAGCUCAAUACAAUUAACAAAGUCUACAAAGAAAUGUACAAGACCGAGUUGGAAAAGGACAUCAUAUCGGACACAUCCGGCGAUUUCCGCAAGCUGAUGGUCGCCCUGGCCAAGGGAAGGAGAAAUGAGGACCACUCAGUGGUUGACUACGAGCUGAUUGACCAAGAUGCUCGGGAUCUCUAUGAUGCUGGGGUUAAGAGGAAGGGAACAGACGUUCCCAAGUGGAUCAACAUUAUGACCGAAAGGAGCGUUCCCCACCUCCAGAAAGUGUUCGAGAGGUACAAGAGCUACAGUCCUUACGAUAUGGAGGAGAGCAUCAAGAAGGAGGUCAAGGGAGAUCUGGAAAACGCAUUCUGUAAUCUUGUUCAGUGCAUUAACAACAAGCAGAUGUACUUUGCCAACCGGCUGUACGAUUCGAUGAAGGGCAAAGGAACCAAGGAUAAGGUGCUGAUCCGGAUCAUGGUUUCCCGCAGUGAAGUUGAUAUGCUGAAAAUCAAGAGUGAAUUCAAGAGGAAAUAUGGAAAGUCCCUCUAUUACUUCAUCCAGCAAGACACAAAGGGAGAUUAUCAGAGGGCGCUACUGAACUUGUGCGGAGGAGAUGACUGAAAACUGUGACAGAGAAGACCCAUUCUUGCCUGGAAAUCUGUGGUCUGCUUUCCUUCUCCUCGUGCAGAACUAGUCCCAUUGACACACUAACUCUUCUGUUCUCUGCAUUUGCAAGACUCGAUACCCUUCGUUGCUUUCAUGUCGUCCCCUAACUUGGCUAUGCGUGGCUUGGCUUUUACCCAAAUAGCUAAUCUAAGCAGGAAUAAUGAUGCUGUAAGAAGUUAACAUUCCAGAGAGAGGCAAACUUGUGCUGUGAAAGAUUCUGCAUCUGUAUUACGUACCUGUCAAAAGGACAAAUAAAGUGGAAUUUUUACUUUAA
This is a messenger RNA of Eublepharis macularius, 1412 nucleotides long. It is a transcript of the gene ANXA2, whose product is annotated as annexin A2. Gene Ontology annotation, cellular component: cytoplasm. Bases 74 to 1093 code for a protein of 339 amino acids. Lineage: Eukaryota; Metazoa; Chordata; Lepidosauria; Squamata; Eublepharidae. Gene Ontology annotation, molecular function: calcium ion binding; cytoskeletal protein binding; calcium-dependent phospholipid binding. The record is from RefSeq and is a predicted model, not a curated record. The transcript has 13 exons.